Messenger RNA from Bombus pyrosoma, 5392 nucleotides. Its product is annotated as zinc finger protein 148-like. Gene Ontology annotation, cellular component: nucleus. Gene Ontology annotation, molecular function: protein binding. The record is from RefSeq and is a predicted model, not a curated record. Bases 991 to 2508 code for a protein of 505 amino acids. Gene Ontology annotation, biological process: regulation of transcription by RNA polymerase II. NCBI's taxonomy places the organism in Eukaryota, Metazoa, Arthropoda, Insecta, Hymenoptera, Apidae. The transcript is spliced from 6 exons.
AGAGGGGAAAGUCCCUUCUCGCGAACGUCCGAUCAGGCUGCCGAGAAGCAACCCUCGUACAUAGGAGGGUUCAGGGUGGAUAAAGCUGCUGGAUACGUAGGGGGUAAGGGAUUCGCGCGAAGGGAGGGGACCAUCGGUGAAGGGCGGGGGAGGAAGAUCCAUAGCUGUGUUGGUGUGGUAUUGCGUGUGCUUUACACGGAACUGGCGAAGCUAGGAGAACGACGAAAGAGAAACAAACGCUUCGACCUAGCACGUUACGCGAAACAAGGAUAGAAGUUGAGAACGAGAGAGAAGCUCGUUGAGAAACAAAGAGAAACAUAUACGAUAAAAGUGCGCGUAGAAACGAGACGGAAAUGAAUGGUACGUGGGAGCAAGGGAGUGAGAGUGCAAGAGAGAAAGACGCGGUCAGGAUCGUAGUGUGCGAGAAGAAGAGAGAGGUCUCUCUCCCCAUGAUGUACGUAUACAUCCUGGUCCCUUAUUCCCUGUACGUGCAAAGGGGGUUUCGAGAGGCUAGCAACGGUGGAGCCACGACAACGAGCUACAACCACGACGGCGAACACGACUACUACGACACCGCGUGGGGGUUGCACGAAGACCCCCUGGUGGGGUUCUGGCUGGCGACCCCACAGUCCCCCGCUGGAAAUGAUAUCAGUCGCGACUCGGUCGAGGGAGCCCCAGCACGUGCCGUGCCCCUCGCAGAGUGAGCUCAAUAGCUUGCUCGAUUCUUUACUUGGUGUACGUUCUUCGCGUACGCUUUUUUUCGCGGUGCGCGUUUUCGCUCGAAACUGGUUAUUUCGGGGAACACGUAAGGGUGUACGGUGGUUGUGGAAAAGGAAAAAGUGAAAAUUUGCCACGGUGUAUUUUAACCUACCUCCUCUUCUUGGAUUGUACUCGUCGAUUGAUUUCGUUGGUGAUAUUUUAAUCUCACAAGGCUUCCCGUAACUUCAUUCCUCUUAUACAAUCAAAGUGAACACUGAACGCGUCAUAACAAUGGGUGAGAAAACAUUCAACCUAACUUGGAACAAUCACCUAGCGAACUUGUCUGGAUUGUUUGAAGGACUCUAUAAGAGUGGUUCCUUAACUGAUACAACGUUAGCUUGUCAAGGUGGAAUGUUAAGGGCACAUAGACUGGUCUUGGCAGCAUGCAGUCCUUAUUUUGAAAGAGUUUUCAAAGAACACUAUGGUGAACAGCCAAUUCUUAUUUUAAAAGGUGUUGCAGUUGAAGAAAUGGAAUGUCUUUUGGAUUUUAUGUACCGUGGUUCGAUCGAUGUCGCUGAAGAACAUUUGCCAUCUUUGAUUAAAACUGCCACAGAUCUAGAGAUCCGUGGUCUUUCCGGUGACCAGAGAAAUCAAGAAAAUAGUCGUAGCCCUUAUACGAGAGUGGAAACGCGGAUGCAACGGUGUCACAUAGAGGCGAGAGUUCAUACAACGGAGUACAUGAAGGAACCGUCCGUGAUUCCAUUUUUACCAAAACAGUCUUCCAUAGAGUCAUUAGAGGAUCACAUCAAGGUGGAAGAAAUUGAGGUGGAAGACGAUCCGAUGGUGAUCGAUGGGCACGAGGAUACAUUCGAUGAACCUUUGCGAUCGUCGGAAACGCAAAUUAGACGUAUGCCACCGCCAAUGUACAAGCGAGAGACAAGAUUUAAAGGUCAGAAAAGGGUCUCGGUGGGACGUUCAAUGAGAAACAAUGAUGUAUUAGAAUUUAGAUCAAAGGAGCGUAUAGCUUCGAAGGAAGAGUCUACGAGGGAGUGCUAUGAAGACUCGUCGAACACGGUUAAGUCCGAACCAACUUUUAACAACACAUCUGCAGAUCCUACGGUACCGGAUAUACAGAUGAACGACGACUUACAAGAACGAGAUGAAAGUCUGGAAUCGUCAAAGAACAUGGAUGACAGUCCAAGAUUAACUAUCAAGAAGAAGGGCGAUAAUCUUACGAAGAAGUCAGGAUUGAACGAAGGAAAAGAAGCCAAACCGAUACAGCCCAAGUCUGAAAAAGCGCAACAUAAACCUUUCCCUUGCGACCUCUGUACUUUAGCCUUUACGAGAGCUUCUCAUUUGGCCAGACACAGAAGAGUUCAUACGGGUGAACGACCAUUUGCCUGUAGCAUUUGUCCCCGAAUGUUUGCCAGACAGGACAAAUUGAAGCAGCAUUUGGACUCGCACUUACAAUGGCCAAAAAGGAAGAAUAGCUUGUCAAGUUCGAGUUGUCAAUCAGCACCGUCGGCGGUGGUUAAAGGGAAAAGGGGUAGACCGAGAAAGGUAAAUUUAGAACAGUCCGCCAUGGAAGAAAUUCUGAAAUUUGGCGAAUUCAGUUCUCUACUAAACAAAUCCCAUUCCGCGAAUGCGACGAGCAAAAAUGAAGAUUUCGCAUCCGUUGAAAACGAAAGAAAAAUGAAGGAACAGGAAGAGUAUAUCGCGGAAGAAGGGAACGAAGAUAAAGACAAAGAUGCUAACAGAGAUAAAGACAAUUAUGGUUGUCAGGUCGAAAACGGUCAAGAUAUAGUUUAAAUAAUUUUUUCUCUACUUUCUCCCGUACUUUUACAAAAAGUAUUUUUCUAUGGGUAAGAAAUCAUACGGCUACGGAGUGACGGAAAUUACCGAGCAUUUUCGAUCAACGAUUCGAAACAGGUACUUUUCUUGAUUUCUCUUUAUCAAACGUUCACUAGCGUGAGAAUAAACAUAAAAGCUAGAAAUUUAUUAGUAUACUUUUAGAUACUAUGAUUAGUAAUCUUUUUUAUUUGAUUUCUAGUUCAACAAAAUUUUAAGUGCAAUAAUUCUUGAUUCUCGAUGUUCGUUCUUCUGCAAAGAAAAUUUGCAUUCUUUGAACUAGCGAAGUAAAUUAGUAAGGUUGUAAAUUGGUUACAAGUUAUAUUUCAUAUUUAUAUACAUAAGAUAAAUACGCAACGAUAUGUAUUAGAGACAUUUUCACUAUAUACAACGCUAAUUAGAAACUAUGGUUUCAAAAUGAAACGCUAAUGGAAUGAAACUGAUUGUUGUGAGACUAUUGUUACUCUUAUACGGGAAUUCAACAUACUUAUUUCGUUUUUAUAUAUUCGUUAAUAUUACGCUGCUGUGAAAGUAGCUGAGACGAUAUCGAGAUUUACGCAAUUCGUAUAAAUGAAACGUGUACAACACGUUUAUUUGAAUUACUGGUUGAACGUAUAAGAGAAUUAGAUUAUUACACGUAUGACGAGUCAUUUAAAAUUUGUGUGACGGUUAACAGACGAGCAUAUGAAGAUAAUUUCUAUAAAUAGGCAUUCAAUAAAUAGUAUAUGUAAUAAAUGUACAUUCGACUCAAUACUGAGCACAUUAAAAUAUACUUUUUGAAGGGACAACAUUUAUAACUAACAUCAGAAACAACGUGCAGGAUCAUACGAAUGAUUUAAUUACUAAAAUUUACGAUUAAUUUUUCUCCACAAAAAUACGAUGUAAUUUUGUCAUAUUAAAUUCGAGUACCACGUUUUGUACAUCUUACGUGUCCCCCUUGAAUCUCGUCGUAGAUGCGAAUCAACCUUAUAACGAAUCUUACCAAAUAAUUUUGCCACAACUUACGUAUUUAUUUAUUAAGGUUCGCGGUAUUCUUGUUAUAGAUUAAAUAGAAAUUUGUUCGAAAGAGUACCUGAAACACCUAUGUUAGAUUCGAGACUAACUGAUGGUGGACACAGGCCAUGUAGGAAAAUAAUAAACAAUCCUUAUCUCUCAUUUUCCGAGAUGGUUGUUUAGGUACUGAUAAGUCGAAUUCUACGACGAUUUACUGUCGUAUACACAAUAUUUCUAUCGUAAGAUUAGGAGAAGAAAUUUAUGUUGAAAACUCGACCAAAUUACUUAAGCUGCGAGACUGUGGUAUGGUUUGCAUUGUGAAACUGUUUAACUGAUUGAAGCCUAAGUUACAGAAUUUGUUCACCUUCUUAGGAUACGAGGAUAAUUAUUAAUUUAGGGGAAUAUGUAUGUAGAUAUAUAUCAUCUUAUCUAUGUAUUUUCUGAUAUGCAUAGAUCGUUUCGGUAUUUCUGAUAUAUUUUUCGGUAUUCUACUAUAUAUGUAUACGUGCGACAUUGAUCAUUGAAAUAAUUUUACAACAUUUAAAGGGGCCCGACAGAAAUUUUAUUGAGCUUAUAUUAUUUCGAUCAUCGCGUUAGCCAAGUUAAUAUAUUUGUAUUUUGAACAUUUGCCUUUAAAUGUAGGCCUAACAAUGGUUGGAUCUAUUUAAAUGCCUAAAAAAGAAAAAAAAAAGCUCUUAAAUGUUCAUCAUAUUAUGAAGAGUAAAGCAACAUUUUUUUUUCUUUUUUGUUAAAUUUUCGUGCAAAUAUGAAACGCCGAUAAAAUUGUCGUUGAAAUUAAUUCGGAAAGAUAUAUUUCUCUGAAUUUAUAAUUAUGAGAAGUAGACAGUUAAAUGUACGACAGUGCAAACUACUUACAUCUGUGUAGAUGAGGCUCAACGAUUCUCAGAGCCGAGAAAGAAAUGUAGCUUUGAAUAUUUUGUUAUACAUGCGAUUAUAAAUACGUCAAGUACAAAUGUCCAAAUAUUAGAAUAUACGUGUGCGUAAGUGUGCGUGCCUGUCGUACUAUAAAAGAAGAAAGAAAUACCAGUAUGUGUAUAGGGUUCAAGAAUUAUUGGCGAGUGCAAUCUCCUUUUUUUGUGUUCAAUCGAAUACUUGUUAAUCCGUUUCUGUUCCUUUCUCCGACCAAAAGUUUAGCUUCUUAAGGAAUUCUCGAUUGAUUAACAUUUUUUGUGUUUUUGUUUUCGUAAUUUUAUAAGUAGAUAUAUAAUUGCGCUUACAUUCGGUAGUUCUGGAUGAAAUAAUUCGAUGCUUAAAAUAUGGAAGAAUAUGCGUUUAUGUGUAGCGGUACUGUUAUUUAUCCGCAUCGAUUUGCCAUUUGUUUAUCCAAUUUUAUGUUAGCAAAGUAUCAUUUCACUCAUCUCCUCUCUUCUUAUAAAUCAAUAAGAAAUGGCAAAUUAUCGAUUCCAUGUUUUAAGCGUAAAAUAGAUAAAGGAAGAAUCAAACAGUUAUGAAAAUUGAAUCGAAUUAUUUAUUUUCAUCGAUUUCACGAAAGCCGGUUUCGCUCGAGUUCUAUCUACGAUAUAGAACAAUGUAUCACGUAGCGUACGUGAUGCCAUCCGAAUUGUAUCUUCCUCUAAUAUCAGUUGUUGUUGUUGUACGAAUUGUAUUUUGUUUCGUUAAAUUCUUGUUGCUCGACCUACCAGUGUUACACCUCCUGCAUUAUAAUUUUUAUUACGGCGAUGUGCAAUUAUUUCAGCGAUAUGACUGUUUGGUCUGACGCGGCAAAUUACGAGUGUACUUGGUGCAAUUACAGCGUCCAGAAGGUCGUACGCGAGUCUUCAUAUCUUACAGUGUAUAUUGUGUAGCAUGUGUAAAUAAAUUUUAAAGCCAA